Dendroctonus ponderosae (mountain pine beetle) is the source of this 1359-nucleotide messenger RNA. RefSeq names its product torso-like protein (gene tsl). The coding region runs from base 61 to 1095 and encodes 344 amino acids. The record is from RefSeq and is a predicted model, not a curated record. Lineage: Eukaryota; Metazoa; Arthropoda; Insecta; Coleoptera; Curculionidae. The transcript has 4 exons.
UCGAUUACCUUUGACUCGGACUUUUUGUUUCAGCAGCCGCAGUACUCAGUCGUGUGUAGAAUGUGGACUGGUGCGCGGCUACUGGUACUGCUGGUGACCGCGCUCGCAACUUACGGUGAUGUUGGAGACGAGAACCAGCUGAAGGUCGGCAGGUCCAUCGACAUCUUCACCAGAUUUGGAUAUUUGAGCCUAAGCAUGAAAGUAGUGCCCCGAAACGAUUCAGACUGGAUUUUCCGAGAACCGACCAUCGAUGUCUUCAACGAAGUCUACCAAUACUCGAUCCAGCCGGAUCACUCAUCCAGAAGCCAACGGAAGGUUUUUGACGGGGAUUUUCACAUGGAAUUUUGCGACACCCUGAAACAGCUGGUUCAAGCCUACUUCCGGGACUUUAGGUUUGAGCUGCUGGAUCAGCCCUGGAAAGCGUUCACUUCCAGCUGGAGCACCGAGACUUUGGCCAGGAAUUUGGGAAUAAAUUCAUCCUUCGUGGUCAAAGAUCACUGUUAUGUGCUAGUGAGAUUGUCGCGGUUUCGCGAUGGUUGGAAACUCCAAAGGACACCGAGAAGUGAAAAUGUAGUGGGUCCAGUGCAGGAUGAGAUUGAUAACAUUAAGUUGGGUGAUGUUUCCAGUGUUCUGAUGUUUAUCAAGAAGUUUGGAUCGCAUUAUAUUCACUCGUAUGUUACUGGAAACUCAUUGUAUCAGGUGUUCGUGUUUAACAAAACCCGAUACUACCAAGUAAAGGAUGUGCUGAAGAAUCAGGGGAUUUCACGUGUUAGUGAAACUAAGCUAAAUGAGUACUUUAGUCCCUGGUAUGCCGAACAUAUGGGAGUUAUUAAGGUGGCCAGUGGGAAUAAAACAGUGGAGAAUUGGGCAACGUCCAAGCUGCGGCAUAAUUAUUUCAUCUUUACUUAUCCGACGCUGCUCAAGUCCAAAGGCGACCCUAGAUUAUUGAGUAAACUGAACAGCUUGCUGAAGAACGAGGCAAUUUUAGGAAUGGAAAUGAGGUCUUUGGGCGCGGUAAUUAAGGAGCCAUCUAAGAAGAAAUGGUUUGAAGAAGUGUUAGAUAAUUUUUUAAAGUUAUGGGAUAGCAAUUUGUAAUAGUAUUUUGUGGUUACCGAAUUAAUUAAGUGCAUUUUUUUAUUUUCCAACUUUAAAAUUAAACUCUAUGGACGGAAGCGCAUAUCAAAGCGGUGGCUUCCUGUCGAAAUGUGAUAAAAAUGUGAUAUAUUUAUAUUAGCGCUCCUACAUAGGCAAUUAUUCCAGUAUUUCAUUGCGUCAUUGUACAUAGUUUCUAUGUAGUUUAUUUUAGUGGAUUAAGUAGGUAGUUUAUUGAAAAUAAAUCAAGCUAAACGUAGUUAGUUA